Fomitopsis serialis is the source of this 2792-nucleotide messenger RNA. RefSeq lists its product as uncharacterized. The transcript is spliced from 9 exons. The coding region runs from base 1 to 2784 and encodes 927 amino acids. The record is from RefSeq and is a predicted model, not a curated record. NCBI's taxonomy places the organism in Eukaryota, Fungi, Basidiomycota, Agaricomycetes, Polyporales, Fomitopsidaceae.
AUGGCGUUCUCUUGUGCUGUUUGCUCGAAUCGUACAUUUCCCACUCACCGCUCAUUUCGUAGUCAUGUCCGCGAGCACAAGCACCCCAAGGCAUCACCUCAGAAGUCCAGGUUGUAUUACCACCCGCGGAUCAAUGGUCGUCCUUGCAACAGAUCCGGCAUCUUCUUACCAAAUGGAUCCCCUCCACCACCUCGUGAGCCCCUUGACGGCUUUGCACCAUUCGAAGAUCGCCCGUCAUUCGAGUUCGCUGAGUUGGUCUACGAGAAGAUGCUCUGCUCGAGAGACGACGUCAACCAACUUCUUCGUAUCUGGGCGGCGAAGAAUGUCAUUGAUAACACGGGCACAGAUCCUGUCUUCGCUGCUCACAAAGAUAUGCUCAAAACCAUCGACUCAAUACCGUGGGGUGAUGCACCAUGGUAUUCCUUCAAGUUGCGCUGGAACGGUCCCAUUACCCCCGACUCACCAGCUUGGAAGCGAGCCGAGUAUGUCGUUCACGCCCAGAAUCCUCUACAGAUCUUCGAGAACAUGCUUGACACAAGCGAGUACAAGCAUAAGUUCCAUCCUGCUGCAUAUCAGGAGUUUGUUACUCCAGGCGGGCGACGGUACUCCGAGUUCAUGUCUGGACAUUGGCCUUGGAAGGAAUCGAGCAAGAUAGCUUCAGAUCCAUCGACUCAUGGAUCCAUGCUAGCAACUAUAAUUGCUGGGGCGGACAAGACUACCGUGUCCGUCGCAACCGGAAACCAGGAGUUUCAUCCGGUCUAUGCUUCGCUAGGUGUCUUCCACAAUGACGUGCGCCGUGGACACCAGAAUGCCGUCUUGCCUGUAGCAUUCCUUGCUAUCCCGAAAGGCUCACAUGAGGACGAAAACGAUCCCGACUUCCGUGUUUUCAAGAAGCAAAUUUACCAUGCCGCACUCGCCCGCGUCUUCGACCCAGUGAAGCCAUACAUGACUGAGCCUCGCAUCACGCGCUGCCCUGAUGGGCACUAUCGCAAAGUGAUCUACUCACUCGGGCCAUUCAUCGCUGAUUAUCCCGAGCAAGUCUACUUGUCCGGAGUUGUCCAAGGACAUUGUCCCAAAUGUUUCGCCUCGACAGACUCGCUUGAACCGGGGGAGCCAAGGUUCCGUGAUUUGACGCAGUGCAUCAAGGACACAUACGCACAUGACCCGGAAGUACUCUGGGAUGCAUUUGGGAUUGCUCCCGGUGUGAAGCCUUUCACGGAUCACUUUCCGCGCGCAGACAUCCACGAAGCCCUAUCACCCGAUCUGCUCCAUCAAGUGAUCAAGGGUACGUUCAAGGACCACCUAGUCGAGUGGGUUCUUGAAUACAUCAAGACACAUCACUCGACGCAUGAGGCGAAUGCCCUUAUUGACGACCUCGACCGCCGACUUCGCUCUGUCCCCGCUUUCCCUGGCCUCCGCCGUUUCAAGGAAGGUCGUAAUUUCAAACAGUGGACUGGUGACGACUCCAAGGCGUUGAUGAAGAUCUUCAUCCCUGCGAUUACCGGAAUUGUCCCCGACCGUGUUGUACAAUGUGUACGCACGUUCCUAGACUUCUGCUACAUCGCCCGCCGAUCCUCUCACGACUCCCGUUCUCUCCAAGAGAUGGAAGAUACUCUGCGGCGCUUCCAUGAGCUCCGCAGCGUUUUUCGUGACGAGGAUGUACGCAAUAGCUUCGCACUUCCUCGACAGCACGCGUUGGCCCAUUUUGUACGUGGCAUUCGCCUCUUUGGAUCACCAAAUGGACUGUGCACGUCAAUCACUGAGUCGAAGCACAUCCGUGCUGUCAAGCGGCCGUGGCGCGCCACCAACAAGAACAAUCCAUUGAUCCAGAUUCUCGAGGUCAACUCACGGCUGAACAAGCUUGCUGCCGCGCGGUCGGAAUUCGGCAGCCAUGGUAUGCUUCAGGAUGAUGUUCUGACUGCUGCUCGACGGGAUGCACAGCCAGAGCUAUUGUUCGAUGAAAACGCCCACAAUAUCGACGAUGGUGGUAACGUCGACGAGGGAUACAAUGGCCAGGAUCUCGCCGCCGACGCAAUGGAGAAUCAGCACUUUGCUGAUGUUGAUGGCGUUGAUGGCGAUCCGGAGCCUGUCUCAAUUGUUCUAGCCAAGAGACCAGCCUGUUCGCGUUCAGUCGCACGACUUGACCUCCCUCCGCGCAUCAAGGCACUGCUUCCCGAGCUCAUCCGCCGCCUUCUGCAUGACCAGCUAACACCAGACGCCUCGGAUGAUUCAGACCCUGACGACGUGGAUAUCGAUGACUGUCCCCAAUUCUAUGGCAAUGUUGCUAUUUAUCACAGCGCGCGCGCGUUCUUCUACGCUCCGAGCGAACUCUGCGGUCUAGGCGGCAUGCACAGCGAAAUGAUUCGCAGCCACCCACACUGGUACAGCGAAUACGAGCGGCGAGAUACUGUGCUCAUCCAAGAUGGUCCAGAGGACGGCGUCAUGGGAGGCAUGUUGGUUGGCCGAGUGCUCGCCUUCCUUUCUUUUACCCACAACGAAAUCACUUACCCAUGCGCACUGGUGGAGUGGUUUUUCCCUGUUGGCGACGAACCUGAUAGUGUUACAGGCAUGUGGGUGGUGAAGCCCAGACUAAUUCGAGGCGAGCGUGAUGUAGGUCUUGUUCAUACCGACUGUAUUGUCCGAGCAUGUCAUCUCGCACCUCUCUACGGUCGGGCUCCUUUACCUACGGACUUUGAUUUUUCGUAUUCUCAUGUAGCUUUUGGCUCGUUCUACUACAACAAAUACGUAGACUACCACGCGCACGAAUGUUACCCAUUAGCAUAAAAUGAACC